AUGGUUGUGGUAUUAAAGAUGGUUGUGGUAAUAUAGAUGGUAAUGGUAAUAUAGAUGGUUGUGGUAUUAAAGAUGGUUGUGGUAAUAUAGAUGGUUGUGGUAAUAAAGAUGGUAAUGUUAAUAUAGAUGGUAAUGGUAAUAUAGAUGGUUGUGGUAAUAUAGAUGGUAAUGGUAAUAUAGAUGGUUGUGGUAGUAAAGAUGGUAAUGGUAAUAUAGAUGGUUGUGGUAAUAUAGAUGGUAAUGGUAAUAUAGAUGGUAAUGGUAAUAUAGAUGGUUGUGGUAAUAUAGAUAGUUGUGGUAGUAAAGAUGGUAAUGUUAAUAUAGAUGGUAAUGUUAAUAUAGAUGUUGAUGGCCAUGAAAACUCAGGGCUGAUGGAACAGAGUGAAUAUGUAGAUAGUAUAAACUCAGGGCUGAUGGAACAGAGUGAAUAUGUAGAUAGUAUAAACUCAGGGCUGAUGGAACAGAGUGAAUAUGUAGAUAGUAUAAACUCAGGGCUGAUGGAACAGAGUGAAUAUGUAGAUAGUAUAAACUCAGGGCUGAUGGAACAGAGUGAAUAUGUAGAUGGUAUAAACCCAAGGCUGAUGGAACAGAGUGAAUAUAUAGGUAGUAUAAACUCAGAACUGAUGGAACAGAGUGAAUAUGUAGAUAGUAUAAACUCAAGGCUGAUGGAACCUUUGGAGCUGGAAAGUGGUCAAUCCCGAUUUGGCUUUUCGUCUUCCUUCCGGUUGUGA
Molecule: messenger RNA, 731 nt
Organism: Limulus polyphemus (Atlantic horseshoe crab)
Lineage: Eukaryota; Metazoa; Arthropoda; Merostomata; Xiphosura; Limulidae
Product: circumsporozoite protein-like
Exons: 2
Source: RefSeq, a predicted model, not a curated record